Syngnathoides biaculeatus (alligator pipefish) is the source of this 9246-nucleotide messenger RNA. It is a transcript of the gene arhgap23a, whose product is annotated as Rho GTPase activating protein 23a. The transcript has 24 exons. Gene Ontology annotation, biological process: signal transduction. Bases 186 to 5327 code for a protein of 1713 amino acids. NCBI's taxonomy places the organism in Eukaryota, Metazoa, Chordata, Actinopteri, Syngnathiformes, Syngnathidae. Gene Ontology annotation, molecular function: protein binding. The record is from RefSeq and is a predicted model, not a curated record.
GACAAGCCGGGUGUGCGUUUUGGGGGUGGACGGAGCGGCUUUGUAUCCAGAAGACCAGCGGGACAGCCACGCUGUCACUUUCUCUCCAAAGACUCUCUCCGGAGCUGCCAUGCAGACAUAAAGUUUACGGAGAUGGGAAAGGGAAAGCCAGCGAAGUCCUGCCCGCGCUGCUGAAAUCGGGUCCCAUGCGCUCGCUUAGCAAUGCGCACGUGAAUGACCGCCUCCCCGCCGUCCCCAUGCCCGCCGCGAUGCUUCCGUUCCCCGCGCCGGCCGGGUCCGACUGGAGCUUCCAGAACCCGGUGGGAGUGGACUGCAGCUCCCCCGAGCCUCGCUGCAUUUGGGUGGCGGUGCUGCGCGGCAUCACCGGGCCGCCGCCGGUCGCGGCCGUCGGGCACCGCAGCUUUGCUCAUCAGCUCAGGGCAAAAGGGCGGAGGGAUGGUCUCUCGUCGCCCGCCACCGACAACAACCCCCGCCCGCCGAUGGCGUCCCGGCCGGGCAGGGAUGGCGUCAGUGCGGUGUGGAAAGGCCCCCGCACGCUGGUCCUCCGCAAGAACUCGCAGGGCUUUGGCUUCACCCUGCGACACUUCAUUGUUUACCCGCCUGAGUCCACGCUGUACACGAACCUCACGGAUGAGGAGAACGGCAACGGGAAGGGUUUCCAGAAAGUACGACUGGAGCCGAUGGACACCAUUUUUGUGAAGAACGUGCGGGAGAAAGGUCCUGCUCACCAGGCCGGACUGUGCACUGGCGAUCGUCUGGUGAAGGUGAACGGUGAGAGCGUCCUGGGAAAGACGUACUCGCAGGUGAUCGCCCUCAUCCAGAACAGUGAGAGUGUGUUGGAGCUCUCCAUCAUGCCAAAGGACGACGAUGUGCUUCAGUUGGCGUACUCCCAAGAUGCCUACCUGACCGGGAACGAGCCCUUCACUGGGGGAGCUGAGAACCUCCCGCCGCCACCACCCCUCUGCUACCCCCGCACCAAGACCAUGUCGCCCGCGGGCGUGCCCCCGCCUGCCCCCAUGGGCCAGAACCAGCUGGAUAAUUGGAGUCGCUGGCCCAAUUCUCCGAGUCCCUCCUCGCCCCUGGACAACCGUUCCGCCGUGUGCAGUCCUGCCAGUUGGCAAGAUGGGCGCUCGGCGGAACUGGGGGGCGUAGGUCACAGCAGUCCAGCCCACAGGACAGAGGAGAUCCAGUAUGGAAUGACCGGGCAGCAGCCUCAGGGGCAAACCAGGGGGCGAUCAUACUCGUCAUCAUCUUCGUCAGGGGGGCCGUUAUCCAGCCCGUUGCAGGUCCACUACCCCAAUCACCACCACGGCGCCAACUCCACGCAGUCCCAGGCGCGGAAGUCCAGCAGCUCUGCUUGGACUAGCCCGCCGCUGCCUCAUCCUGGUCACGGCCGCAGCGAGCGAUGCCAGCAGGCGCUCUCAGAGUGGUACCAUAGCCAAGUGCCGGAACGUUCAGGACGCAACAUGCAGACGCGACAACGUAGCUACUCCCAGGACCGCCUCAGCGAGUCCAGGAGGCAGCCGCAUCUACAGCGGGCCGGCGGCUGGGCACACAGCGCCUCCCAGGACACUCUGCUCUUACUGCAGCAGUCAGGGCCGGGGCCCCACGGAGAGCCCUACUGGGGUGGGGAGUGGGGUCCGGAAAGGGGCCAUCCUGCCUCCAACUACACCAGGACUCGCUCGGAGAACCUGCUGGUGCAGUUUGAUCGCCGUGGACGGUCAAUGGAGAUGUUGGACCGAAGUGCAGCUGGAAUGGUGGGGCCUCAGUGUGAGAGGUGGCACCAGCCUCCUAAACCGCCCCCCAGAACUGACAUCCACCAAAGGCACGGUGGUCCAUACCCUGCGACGCAGGGCACUCAGAUGGCCCGACACUCACAGCCACACUCUAAGCAUCCUACCCAGACCCAUUCCCCAGUCCAAUCUCAGCAGGCGGCACCCAAGAACCAACGGCUUCCUCCAGGCCAGAGCAUGGAUGACCAGCCGGUGGGCUACCGUAGCUACAGCCCCUCCUUCUACCGUAAGACAGGCCGCAUCAUGCAGCAGGCCCACUCUUUCAGGGACCCUUCGUAUUCUGGCCCCCACAUGAACUGGAAUACUACCCCAAAAACCAGCCCACCUGAAGGCGCGCCGGUCAUCUCGACCGCCGCCCCGCUGGCUUCCAUCUCACCCGAAUCCCAGGAAAGAGCGUACAGGCCCACCAACCACGAGCGAGGGUCGGCAGAGGUUCCGGUACAGACCCAGGAAGUGGUGAUGCGGCAGAAGCCUCCCAGCGGACGGAGAAACGCCCACGGCUUGCGGCACCCCCACUACGCACUGCCGAUGGACGGCCUGGAGCCCUCCCUGUUCUCACCAGAACCCCCAGACUCGGCGGCCACCUCCAGUUCCUCGGGAGAUGCAGUGCCGUUUAAGGCCAAUGGCAAUCUGGUCCCCCUCUCGCUGGAGGAUGAUUCGCUGGCGUCCAUUCCUUUCAUUGAUGAGCCCACCAGCCCCAGCGCUGACUUGCGUGCCCGCCACGUGCCGGCGUCCUCGGUGGUCUCCAGUGGCAUGAAUUCGGCGCCCGCCACGGUCGCCAGCCCCGCUUCCCCCACCUUCACCUUUCCCGCCACUAGGCUCUUCUCACAUGACUGCAGCGCUAUUAAAUCGGGUCGCCGUUCCUCCUAUCUUCUAGCCAUCACCGCCGAGCGCUCCAAGUCCUGCGACGAGGGACUCAACGCCUUCCGGGAGGAAGGACGCGUUUUCUCGAGGCUUCCGAAGAGAGUCAAGAGCUUCUUCACUGAUGGCUCCUUAGACAACUUGGGCACAGCAGAAGAGGUGCGCUCCAAGCGCCACUCCACCUCGGAGCUGGGCAACAUCACGUACAGCGACGUGCGGCGGGAAGGCUGGCUGAACUUUAAGCAGAUCCUCACCGAGAAGGGCAAGAAGGUGGGCAGCGGCAUGCGUCCAUGGAAGCGCGUGUUCUCGGUGCUGCGCUCGCACUCGCUCUUCCUGUAUAAGGACAAGCGCGAGGCCGUGCUGCGUGGCGCCACGCUGGGGGGCGGCGCCGAGGACGAGCAGCCGAUCAGCAUCCGCGGCUGCCUGGUGGACAUCGCCUACAGCGAGACCAAGCGCAAGCACGCCCUCAGGCUCACCACGCAGGACUUCUGCGAGUACCUGCUGCAGGCCGAGGACCGAGACCACAUGCUGGACUGGAUCCAGGUCAUCAGGGAGAACAGCAAGACGGACAGUGAGGAGUUAGGUUUUUCCGGGCAUGCGUUAAUCAAUAAGAAGCUGAAUGACUACAGGAAACAGAGCCCGACAGGAAGUAAGCCCGACUCUUCACCCAGGAUGUCUCGCAUGAAGCCUCCCUUCCUGCUCGCCAAGACCGAGAACGCUUUGGGGGCACCGCGUUCACCCAAACAGGACGGCAAAGAUGAGAGCAGCCCUCCCAAGUCUCCGUGGGGAAUCAACAUUAUGAAGAAGACCAAGAAAACGGGACCGAAAGCCUUUGGCGUGAGGCUGGAAGACUGCCAGCCCGGUAUCAACAACAAGUUCAUCCCGCUGAUCGUUGAGAUCUGCUGCGGCUUGGUGGAGGACAUGGGUCUGGAGUACACGGGCAUCUACCGGGUGCCCGGCAACAACGCCAUGGUGUCGCUGCUGCAAGAGCAACUCAACAAGGGCGUCGACAUCAACCCGGCGGAAGAGAAGUGGCAGGACCUCAACGUCGUCAGCAGCUUACUGAAAUCUUUCUUCCGGAAACUUCCAGAACCACUCUUCACCAACGACAAAUACAACGAUUUCAUCGACGCCAACAGAAUGGAGGACGCAUCGGACAGACUGAAGACCAUGAAGAAGCUGAUCCGAGACCUUCCCGAUUAUUACUAUCACACGCUCAAGUUCCUGGUGUGUCACCUGAAGACAGUGGCAGACCAUUCAGAUAAAAACAAGAUGGAACCCCGUAACCUGGCGUUGGUGUUUGGGCCGACGCUAGUGCGCACGUCCGAGGACAACAUGAAGGACAUGGUCACGCACAUGCCGGACCGCUAUAAGAUAGUAGAGACGCUCAUACAACACUACCUGUGGUUUUUCAGUGAGGAGCCAGACAAGGAUGAAAAGACGCCGGAGGACACUGAGGACGUGCAGCCCGCCCCCAACAUCGACCACCUGCUUUCCAACAUCGGGCGGACCGCUCUGCUCGGCGACGCCUCAGACUCCACCAACAGUGAUUCAGCGAAAUCCAAGGGCUCCUGGGGGUCUAAGAAGGACCUCACCGCCAAAGACUUUCUGACUCUGUCCAUCAUGUCGGCGGUGACUGGUCGCAAGCGCCGGAAGUGUCACAACGCCCGGCGGGUGGGCAGCAGCACCGAUGACGACUCUGAGCACGAGCCCGUCACGGUGGAGGAGGAACAAGUCGGAGACGGCGCACGUCACCCGGAGGGAGAGGAGGACGACGACGAGGAAGAAGCGGAGAAAGGGGAGGUGAAAGCGGAGGAGGCGGUUGUGAAAAACGGGAAAGAGGAAGAGGAGGCAGGAGGAAGGGCGGACGCCCGCUCCAUCGUGUCGGGCUACUCCACGCUGUCCACGUUGGGCCGCAGCCUGGGAGCGGAGGAUGCCGACGACGAGCACAGCGAGCUGGUGAGCGAGACCGACAACGAGAGCGGCUUUGCCUCGCGGGAGCGUCCCGGGAAGCCGCCGCCCCCGCCCCCCAAACCCUCAGCGCUCACCGUCGUCGCCCCGGAAAAGGCCGACGACGGCGGCGGCGCGCGCUCCACCACACCGUCGUCCACGUCUUCAUCGCACAGGCUGCACUCGCGGCCGUCCUUCAACUCGCACAAGCUCAUCCAGUGCGACACGCUGGCGCGGAAGAGGAUGAAAGCUCGCUCGCUGGACCUCCUGGCGAUCCCUGCCGCCGCUGCCCCCACGGGUGAAAAUGCGCCCAGGACGAGGAGGGACACGUCAUCAGGAAGUAGUCAGGAGAAUCUUCGCCCAUCCCGGGCCAGGUUGGGCACCUCGCUGCCCCCCAGCGAGUCGGCGUCCUUCGCCCCCUCCCCCAAGACCCUGGCGGAGCAGGUGCGCGCACGGCUCCUGGGCUCGGCGGAGGACCUGCGCAGCGUGGGCAUGCGGAAGCCGCUUUCGCCGGAGAGCCGCCGCAAGAGGCGCGCCUGGCGCAGGCACACUGUGGUGGCAUCGCCCACCGAGGCGCCGAUUGACAAGCGGCCGCCGCUGACGGAGUUCCCGCUCUCUCCGGCCACCCCCAAAACGCCGUCACCGUCGCAAGGCGAUGAUGUCGUAAGACGGGGAUCCUCCGGCCGCCAUGCCCCCACGUCCAGGUUCCACCAGUAUCUGUGAGCCGAAACAGGAUGACGACGACAGUCUUCGUCCAAUCCGGGCGAGACUUGAGAGAGCCACCAAGGUGCGGAGAUAAAAAUCGAUCUCUCACUUUCCUGUCACACCACCGUAGAAUAAUAACAACAGCGAGCGAGGGUCUUUCCGCCGCUGCCCCCCCCCCCCCAACUCCCACUCCCACCAGAGAGGCAGCAUCCAUAGCUCAACCCCAACUCGGGGAGAUAACGGAGUCAAGCGAGGAUCCACCGGUACCUGUGCGGGGUGGCAGCGAGCCACCAUCCCAGGGAGCGGCGCUCCAAGGAUCAGGAGCGACGCGUUGUCAGGAAGCAGCGAGAGGAUUUCAGCCUGGUCCCGGGCCAGUCCGCCGCCGACCCCCUACCCAGCUGCGGGUCAGCGCACUGGCUUGUUUCGGUGUUUUUUUUUUUUUUUUUUUAAUCUCAAGUCAUUUGCCAAAGCUUUUGUUUUUGUUACUUCCGCUCCAAAUGUGUGCUUUUAGAGGCCGGAGACGUACUCUGACCUCAACGUGACCGCUGUGCAAACGUUUUGGGGUCGCCGCUUUAACGUUUUGAUACGAGAGAGAUGUUUUAGAUCGCAGGUGUCAAACUCGAGGCCCGGGGGCCAGAUCUGGCCCGCCACGAGAUUUUAUGUGGCCCGCGCAUCCAAAUCUAGAGUGUGAAUUUUCAUAAUUCAUGUUAAAAAAAAAAAAUCUGUGCCAAAAUUUAAAAUUCUCAUAUAUCACAAUGAUAAAGUUGAGAUAUUACAAACAUUUUUGUUACCAAACGUAAAUAGUUGAAAAACACAUUACCCUCGAUUUCUGAUUCCAAAAGUAGUUCAUAAAUUGAUUAUGUAAAUAUGAUGCGAUGAUUAAAUAUUUUUGUUCCACCGUCAUAACGGCCCUCUGAGGGAAACCGGAACAACAACAGAAAAAUGAGUUUGACACCCCUGUUUUACAUUGAUAGUUAAAUAGAAAAAAAUACUGCCAGAGGCACAGGUUGAGAUUCACUGUCAACACCUAAAGAAGUGCCGUCGCAAGAAUUUCAUGUUAAAAUGUUUAAACAAACGAGAACAUUCCUUGUAUCGCCAUUUAAUGUGUAAUUAAUGUUUUAUUACAUCCCCAAAAUGUCACAGUCCCAUAAAACUAACACGAGGCCAGCAUACAUAAAUGCCAAAAGAAAAGCUUUUUUACAUAAUAGUGCAUUGAAAGUCAACAAUUGAGUCACAAUGAUUUUAGUAUCAGGGAACAAAAGCAUUAGCCUCACAGUUAUGAUGCCGGGGGUUCAAAUUCCGGCGCACCUGUGCGGAGUUUGCGUGUCCUCCCCGUGCCUGCGUGGCUUUUCUACGGUUUCCUCCCGUAUCCCAAAAACAUGCAACAUUAAUUGGACACUCUAAAUUGCCACUUGGUGUGAUUGUGAAUGAAUGUGCCCUGCAAUUGGCUAGCAAACCUGUUCGGAGUUUAGCUCGAAGAUAGCUGCGAUAGGCUCCAGCACUCCCGUGACCCUCAUGAGGAUAAGCUUUGAUGACAGAUGGGUGGAACAAAAGGCAAAAAAAAAAAAAAUCUUUUAGCAUAGCAUUGAUCUUAGCAUAGCAAUGUGUUAGCACAAACCUAUCUUGGGUAUUCUUAAUGCAGUUUCUGGUUGUAUUAAAUAUGUGUUUAUGUUUAGUUUGACAGUAGCCUUGAACUAGAAAUGGCAGUAAACAGCUUCGACCAGGGGGGCCCAAUGUGCGGAUUGCCAUCGACCAGUCAGUCGCCGAGGCAGUUUUGGUCGAUCGCAUGAUCUUGUGCCCUCCAAAAAAAAACAAAGAGGUCAGCCUAUCAUCCAAUCUUGUCGCUUCUUGUCAGAUUUGGUCAAUAGAGCUCGUGCACCCACGUCAUAAAAUCACGUGAUUUUUGUUUGCCUCGCCAUAAUUGCCGGUCAAGCUAAGCGUUGCUCAAUGCUAAGUCGGUUGGAGACGACGCGGAAAUAUGUCUUGUAGCACGACGCCCAGAGCCUUGCCCGAUACCGUCAGACAUUUAGAAGGUGAAAAUAAACGACGCUACGUGGAAAAAAAUUAGAUAAACUCUGCAUAGAGGAUACAUAUUUAAUGCCGAAGUCGAUGUUUUCGCCGAUAAGAAAUUGGACUGUUAACUCCCUCAAACUUGUCUUGGACAACUGGAUCUAGACAUGAAUCUGGCGAGUCAGUCGUCGAGAUUUACACGGAAAAGUUUGAAAGCGUAGAAAAGUCUGGACGCAUACAAAUACUUCGUUUCUGGAUCUGUUCAGUGACGUUUUUGAGGGCUCGUGAACGCGGAAGCGUGUUCGGCGACACAUUUAACCUUUGCCGGAAUUCAUCGAUCUUUUCAGCUCGUAUUCAAUACAAAUGCCAAUAUUUAAAUAAAUGAUCCCUGGUUUUACACUAACUCGCAUUCAUUAAACUAUGAUUGGGAAGAAAAAAAAAAGACAAGCGAGUUGGCUCCUCCGUACGGGGAAGCGUAUCGCUGCCACACGUUAACCUCCGUUAAACCUCUUUGCUGCGACAGACGGUUUAUUUUCUUUUUUUAAAUACGCCUUGUUCUCAAAUGAGCCAACUUGGCAUUAUAAAUACUUCUUGGUAAUUUGAGAUGGAGAAGAAUAAUUCCUACCUGAAAUGAAGCGAUCGCGUAUUUUGGUCAGGCACCAUCCAUCACGUUAAAUUGCCGAAAUCCAUCGAUAUUUUCUGUUCUUUUCAGCUGGUAUUCCAUAAAAUGACGUCUUUGAAUAUCUUUCUCAUCUGGUGUGACAACCAACGGCACAACAGGCCUCGGGUGUUGUGUUUAUUCUGCGUGCGCGAGCUCUAUUCGUCAAUGCCACGCGUCCAUCGACUGGCAGUCGGUUUGACCAAUCCUGGCUUCUCUGCUUGCUGCACCAUGUGGCGCUUCUGUCUUAAGUCAAAGCGAAAAAGCCGACGAAAAACUCGAGGUCGGGGCACUUGUAUCUCAAGACACGACUUUAUAACAUUUUUGUAAACCAAUCGAACGCUAUGCACAGUUUAAACUUUAAUAUUGUGAUUCAAGGUAGGAAAAUCAGUUUGGGGGUCCCUGGUUUAAUGCGCUCAGUCCCGAUGGUGGCCCAAGCCCCCUUUGAACAGAGUUCCUGCUGUCUUCCCCACCUAAAUUCCCCUUGGAAAAUGGUGCUUCUUUUUAUAUAUAUAUAUAUAUAUAUAUUUUUUUUUUUUUUUGGGGGGGGGGGGGGGAAUUCAAACCAUUUCAUGCGGUCACGGUUAACUUUUUUUUUUUUUCUUUCCUGUUUUGGUGUUGUAACAUUUGUACAAAGCCUUAUUAUUAUUAUUAAGUUGUAAAUAGGAGCGUUUUGUUUAACCUCAAUAAUAAUAAUAAUUCUCUUUUAAUACUUUUUUUUAAUGGUUUACAAACAUUUCCUUCUCCAGAUGCUACUUGAAACGUUCCCUUAAUAUAUUGUUUAUAUAUAUAUAUAUAUCGUGACGUUAGAGCUUACGAAGGCCUUUUUUUUAGUGUGUGUCAGGAUAGCCGUUCGUCGUUACUCUUUGCCGUCGCUAUGGCAACACUUCCUGUUAUCUUUUCCCGGUCACAUGACUUCAAACCUCGCCUCUUUGAACUUUCAAACAAGUGCCUCCUUUCUGGAAUGUUUCGCAGUGCCACGCUGGUUCCUUAUCUCCUCCGCGUCCUCCUCCUUCCAGCGCUCACCUCCAAAGAUGUGUACAAUAGGAAUUCAUAAAUGGGAGAAAAAGAAGAAGAAGAAACACUAUGCAGUCUCCCACGUGGUGUAAACUAAAAAAAAGUGUCGCUCGUGUUUUUUCUGUGUUGUACAUACUUAUCAUGUAACAUAUUGUCUCUCGUGUGUACAUUUUUAGAAUGGCUUAUGAGUACAACUCUGCUUAUCUUAUUAUUAUUAUAUAUAUAUGAUGUAAAUAAACAGAUGUUUAAAAA